This is a messenger RNA of Penicillium daleae, 1185 nucleotides long. Its product is annotated as C2H2-type zinc finger protein. NCBI's taxonomy places the organism in Eukaryota, Fungi, Ascomycota, Eurotiomycetes, Eurotiales, Aspergillaceae. Gene Ontology annotation, cellular component: nucleus. The record is from RefSeq and is a predicted model, not a curated record. The coding region runs from base 1 to 1185 and encodes 394 amino acids. The transcript has 2 exons. Gene Ontology annotation, molecular function: DNA-binding transcription factor activity, RNA polymerase II-specific; RNA polymerase II cis-regulatory region sequence-specific DNA binding. Gene Ontology annotation, biological process: regulation of transcription by RNA polymerase II.
AUGGCAUCUCGUGAAGCUUCCCCCUUGUCGUCCAUCGGCACUGCCGACGACUCAGAUCGCGACUCCGUUAAGCACGAGAGCCGCCCUCAAUCGCCGUCAGCUUCGAAUAUGCCCCCAUCAAAGCGCCGUCGUACAGGGGUAGCUUCCUGGGACCGCCACACCCCCAUGUCGUCUCUCCAAGACGAGAUCCCACCUCCACCCUCACCAACAGCCUCCAUCUCCUCCGACACCUCCGGCGACCUCCCGAACUCCCCUCUCCUCUUUGGUGCUGCGCUGGGCGGCAACACCCAAGAGGAUGAUUACAGCGGCCAGAGCGGCGAUCAAGUAACUGUGUGUCAGUGGGAUGGAUGCACGGCAGGUGACCUCGGCAAUAUGGAUGGCCUGGUGCAACAUAUCCAUCACGAGCAUAUCGGGACCCGGCAGAAGCGGUACUCGUGCGAGUGGAUGGAUUGCUCCCGUAAAGGUCAAACGCAUGCCAGCGCAUAUGCCUUACGUGCGCAUAUGAGGAGCCAUACUCGAGAGAAACCUUUCUACUGCACCCUCCCUGAGUGUGAUCGUAAUUUCACCCGCUCGGAUGCCCUCACAAAGCACAUGCGCUCUGUGCACGAACUCGACAAUCUGCGCCCGACCGAGGUCAAGGCCGCGGCCGUUGGCAGCAUGACCGGUACCCCAGCCUCGAAGCUCCAACGAAUUCGCCUCAAGCUCUCCCAGCCUGCAAGAGAGCCUGGCAGCGAAACAGAGCACCUCAAUGAGCCUGUAUUGACGACCAUCACCGCACACGAUGACACAGAGGAGACAAGCAUUCCAGAAUUCGGGCCAGAGCUCGGCUUUGAUGACCGCGAGGUCACCAUGGCCCCACGCGAUCUAUACCGGCUCCUCCGCCGCCAGAUAUUCUGGGCAGAAAAAGAGACCGCACAGCUCAAAUCUGAAUGGGUCGAGCUUCGACCAAAGCGUGAGCAAGCCUGGCUGGAGAAGGAUGCUGUAUUUGACGAUGUGAUCGAAGCUGAGCUGCGGCUCUUCAGCGCUCUUGUUGGCGAUAUCGGCGCUCCUCCAACGGCGCCAGGAAAGCUGGCUACUAGUUUGGAAAAGCUCCAGCACCAGCAAUUGCAUUUCAAGCAACAGCAGGAGCAAUUACAGGCCAAGUCGGCGGAGAACGCCGAAGGUGAGGCCGAUGCUGCGGCCUAA